Messenger RNA from Orycteropus afer afer, 534 nucleotides. It is a transcript of the gene TRARG1, whose product is annotated as trafficking regulator of GLUT4 (SLC2A4) 1. The record is from RefSeq and is a predicted model, not a curated record. NCBI's taxonomy places the organism in Eukaryota, Metazoa, Chordata, Mammalia, Tubulidentata, Orycteropodidae. Gene Ontology annotation, cellular component: membrane. Bases 1 to 534 code for a protein of 177 amino acids. The transcript has 3 exons.
AUGGCCAACCCCGUGGAGCCUCAGUUUCCCCUGGCGCAGGAGCCAGGCACCACCUCACCCCUGGACCUGCCGGAGAUGGAGAAGCUCCUCACCAAGGCAGAGGAUGAGAAUGACAAGACCCUGAAGCUGUCCAAAUCCCUCUCGGGAGCCCUGGACCUAGGGCAGAAUGGCCACAGCCUACCCUUCAAGGUGAUCUCUGAGCGGCACUUGGAGUCCUCUCUCCCCAAGUCGCCCUCCCGGGCCAGCUCAAGGCGGGCAUCCUCUAUCGCCACUGCCUCCUAUACCCAGGACCGUGAGGUCCCCAAAGAUUACCUCAUCCUUGCUAUCGCCUCUUGCUUCUGCCCUGUCUGGCCCCUCAACCUCAUCCCGCUCAUCUUUUCUAUCAUGUCACGAGGAAGCGUGCAACAGGGGGAUCUGGAUGGCGCCCGGAGGCUGGGCCGCCUCGCCCGGCUGCUCAGCAUCACCUUCAUCAUCCUGGGGAUUGUCAUCAUCAUUGUGGCUGUGACUGUCAACUUCACAGUUCAGAAGAAAUAA